This is a messenger RNA of Lindgomyces ingoldianus, 1248 nucleotides long. RefSeq names its product putative Hsp70 nucleotide exchange factor. Bases 257 to 904 code for a protein of 215 amino acids. The record is from RefSeq and is a predicted model, not a curated record. The transcript is spliced from 3 exons. Lineage: Eukaryota; Fungi; Ascomycota; Dothideomycetes; Pleosporales; Lindgomycetaceae.
GGCGUCUUCUCGGUUUCAUGUAGUUAAACCAUUCAGCCCUUGAGCACACUUUCAAUUUCGUUGAGGUGAACGCUGUAGAAGGCUGUCGAACACGUUAGGCCCUUCGCGCGGGGUCCAUCCGCAUCUUCUUUCCGCCAAAGAAAUAUCCCAGAUGCCUAAAUAAAUUGCAGCACAACGUGCUUCACUGCCAUUUCAUGUAGAAACCCCGUCACUCCACAUCCCGAACUUCCUCGAAACACGAAAGUAUCCACAAAACAUGAACGACCCACGGCUUAACAACCUCUUCAAGUGGGGUGUCGAGAAUUCUGAUGCGUCUCGAAACGAUCCAACAGCGAACACAGGUUCACGAACCCAGCUGGAUCCCGAGGCCCUGAAGCAAGUUCUAUUCCCAAGCUCGGGUUCUGGACAAGGCCCACGAUCAGACCCAGAAUGGAUGACACACUACAUGGACGUUGUCUCAAAUAAGGACCCCACGGCAACUGAGAAAGCCCAAGCUCUCGAGCAUUUUGAAGAACUCAUCGCGAACUUGGACAACGCGAAUAGCAUGACAUUAGCCCAUUGGAACGCAUUGGUGGAGGAAUUGAAGAACGAGGAUCGAGACGUAAGAUUGUGGGCUGCCUGGUGCUGUGACACAGCGGUUCAAAACAACGUCAAAACUCAAGAGCGGCUUCUCGGGGUCGGGGCUAUUCCAGUCCUGUCGAAAAUGGCAACAGAGGAUAAAGACAAGGAUGUUCGGAAGAAGGCCAUCAAAGCACUCUCCUCCGCCGUGACAAAUUUCCAGCCUAGCCUAGAUGCAACCGUUGAUAAUAUGCCUGCCGAAUUCAGACCAAGCGGAAAGCUCGACGCCAGCGACAUGGACUCUGUGAAUACGUUGAUAGGGAAGCUGCGAGACAGCAACAAAUAGAGCCGGGGUUGCAUUUGGGGUUGGCGUUCCGGUAAUAGGAAUUGAAUCGGCCUAGAUCAGAUCUCUCGACGGCCAUGUUCUUGUCUUCGGACCAUUCUCCGCUAUCCUGUGCACCAUUGCAUUGGACGAAGGUCUCACAGGCUUUAGAGCACUUCGAGAACCAAGCCCAUAAGCUCACUAAACUCCUCUCUGCCACUCAUAUUUCUUUCCAGGCCCAUGCCCAAGACGACCAUUCUCUUCUCGCUCGAGUUCUUCGUCAAGACCGCACUCGCUAUCUGCGUAGCCAAUGUUUGACCUAGCACUUCCAGCUCAGGGAUAGUACCACCAAGGAUAGUCGUGGCGGU